AUGACAGAUCCUCAAUCAAACUUUUUUGAUGAAUGGUUCAAUUUCAUGCUCCACCACACUAAUCAUCAUCAUCAUCAUCCCUACUCCUCUUCUUCUUCUCAUCAACCCUCAUCCUCCUCCUCCACCACAAUUAAUCCACCAUCUUCUCCUCCUCUUAGAGAAGCUCUUCCUCUCAUUAACAAGUUAAGCCUCAUAAAUGAUCAACAAAAUGAACCCUCAAACUCAAACUCAAACUCAAACAUCAUUAAUCCCACCAUAGUACAAAAUGAAUAUAAUCAUCAUCAUGAUCAUGUUGAUGAUGAUGAAAGUGUUACUGUUGCCCUACAAAUAGGGCUUCCUAGAAUGAAUACUAACUCUUCUGAUCUUGGAUCAAAGAUGUGCUCAUCAAAUAGUAUAGAAAUGGCUGAAAAAUAUGAAGUUAAUAUGAUUUCUGAAAACCCUUUGGAAAAAUUGAACAAGGGUCAGUAUUGGAUUCCUACUCCUUCUCAAAUUCUCAUUGGUCCUACACAAUUCUCAUGUCCUGUCUGCUCUAAAACUUUCAACAGAUACAACAACCUUCAGAUGCAUAUGUGGGGACAUGGAUCUCAAUACAGAAAAGGACCAGAUUCUCUAAAAGGAACACAACCAACAGCAAUGUUAAGGCUUCCAUGCUACUGUUGUGCACCAGGUUGCAAGCACAACAUUGAUCACCCUAGAGCAAAGCCUCUCAAAGAUUUUAGAACACUUCAAACACACUAUAAGAGAAAGCAUGGUAUAAAACCUUACAUGUGUAGAAAAUGUGGGAAAUCAUUUGCAGUGAAAGGUGAUUGGAGAACACAUGAGAAGAAUUGUGGCAAAAUUUGGUAUUGUUUAUGUGGUUCGGAUUUCAAACAUAAAAGGUCGCUUAAAGAUCAUAUUAAAGCCUUUGGUUAUGGUCAUGGUGCUUUUGGUAUUGAUUGCUUGCAAGAAGAAGAUGAAGUUGGUUCAGAAAUUGAACAUGAUGGUGGAAGUUCAAUGUGA
Messenger RNA from Vicia faba (fava bean), 999 nucleotides. The record is from the annotation of a GenBank genome assembly. NCBI's taxonomy places the organism in Eukaryota, Viridiplantae, Streptophyta, Magnoliopsida, Fabales, Fabaceae.